Messenger RNA from Panicum virgatum (switchgrass), 3266 nucleotides. Its product is annotated as wall-associated receptor kinase 5-like. Lineage: Eukaryota; Viridiplantae; Streptophyta; Magnoliopsida; Poales; Poaceae. Gene Ontology annotation, cellular component: plasma membrane. Gene Ontology annotation, biological process: cell surface receptor signaling pathway; protein phosphorylation. The coding region runs from base 266 to 3100 and encodes 944 amino acids. The transcript is spliced from 5 exons. Gene Ontology annotation, molecular function: protein serine/threonine kinase activity; ATP binding; calcium ion binding. The record is from RefSeq and is a predicted model, not a curated record.
UGGGGACUCACAAGUUAAGCCGCUACACAACUUCACGGUCGUCGCGUGGAGCCAUGGACAGACUGACUUCCAAGUCUCGCAAGUCCCAGCCUGCAGAUCAGAGCGGUCGUCGGUCAUGUGGCUGCUUACUAUACUGCUACCACUAUAUACUUACUCCAGGGCUGCAGGAAGUCCAGUUAUGAUCCUGAAACCAAGUUGGCGCUCUUACGCAACAGCCACACACAAGUAGAAUCCCGCAAGCUAGAGUAGGAAACUUUCUAGCAACAUGCCUCGUAUGGAUGCAUCUACUACCGUCCGUGCUACCAAGUGGUGGUUCGAGUUAUUGGCAUGCCUAACCCUCCUGGCUGCAGCCACCGCCGUGCUGGGCGUAUCUGCCGCGCCCCCCUCCGCCGCCGACCUCGCACUCGCGCACUGCCCCAAAUCCUGUGGAUGCGUGAACAUCUCGUACCCCUUCGGCAUCGGGCCGGGCUGCUUCCGCCCGGGCUUCGAGGUCACCUGCAACCACAGCACCAGGCCUCCCAAACUCUUCCUGGCCAACACCACCACCACCACCGAGAUCGUCAAGCAAUAUCCAUGGGGCGCUGUUGACGCGUCUAUCGUCUUCAACAUCGCCACCAGGCCCGGUGCGUUUGGCAAUUACAGCUGGUCGUGGGAGGCUCCUGGAAAGAGCCUUAUUAUCCCCACGCAGUCAGCUUGGUUCAUCGUCGGGUGCGGUUUUGAGGCCUUCUUGUUCGAAAAUACUACUACUGGUCCCGGCGACCUGCUGGGCAAUUGUGCAAGCACGUGCGACGAUUCGGCGGCUUUGGGAACGGAGGUGGAGGAAGGAGGCUGUAACGGCAUGGGAUGCUGCAACAUCGCGUUGCAAGAGCCCGUUCGUGCCUUUGCACUUUCCAUCAUUCAAAAGGAAGAAACAGUGUCUGCUGCGCUUGCGAAUGCUACCGUCAAAGCGUUCCUAUCUGAUGGAAGCUACAAUUUUAGCAUGGCUGAUCUGUUGUCCGAUAAGGUCAACGGAAGCACCAUUGGCGCUGCUACGGCAUACCUAUGGCUUCUCAUCACAGAUCAACCAACUUGCCGAAAGGCUAGGAUGAAUAAGCAGUACGCCUGUGCUGCUAACAGCGAUUGUAAGGAUUCUUAUGAUGGAAGCGGAGGCUACUACCGAUGUCGCUACUCCAGCUUAUACGAUGAUGGCAAUCCCUAUGUUGUCGGCCCGGGCGGGUGCUCCUCAGGGUAUGACCCCAGUCACGACAAGCUGAAUUGUUCAAGAACAUGUGGCAAUACAAGUAUUCCAUUCCCCUUUGGGCUAGAACCAGAGUGUUCAGCUAAUGUGAAUUUUCUACUGAAUUGCACAUCAAAUCAACCCCAGAUCGGAAUACAUCGGCAGUAUCAGGUGGUAAAUAUUUCUUUGGAUGAAGGACUCCUAUCUGUGAACAAAACCUAUUACCCUAAUAAAGACAUGUCACUUAUUAAUGAUUAUUUAAUGGAUGAUACUGAGGAAUAUGGUAUUUGGAAAUGGGCUAUCAGCAACACAACUUGUGACAAGGCAAAGAACCAGAACCACACAAGCUAUGCAUGCAUCAGUGCAAACAGUGAGUGCACGAAUGUCACCGACGGAGAUGCCUACAUUGGUUAUCGUUGCAAGUGUUCACCUGGCUAUGAAGGAAACCCUUACACCAGCAGGAAUGGUAGUUGCCAUGAUAUCAACGAGUGUUUGAAGUUACCCUACUUAUGUAAUGAAACAUGCCAUAACCUGGAAGGAAGCUACAAUUGCACCAGCUGCCCUCAAGGCACAUCUUUCGAUCCUGUAGAAAGGCAAUGCACUCCCAGUAAACAUCACAACCUUGUUUUUGCUGUUGCUAUUGGGCUUGGCUCUGGCUUUGGAGUCUUGGCUCUCACGUUAAGUACAACCAUAUUAAUCCAACAAUGGAGGAGACACAUCCGAAGGACAAUUCGAAGGGCACACUUCCGCAGAAACAAAGGCCUACUCCUGGAGCAGCUAAUCUCGUCUGAGGAAACUGCUACCCAGAGCACAAAAAUAUUUUCCUUAGAAGAACUGGAGACGGCAACAAAUAGCUUUGACUCGACACGAAUUGUUGGUUGUGGUGGUCAUGGUACAGUUUACAAGGGCAUUUUAUCAGAUCAACGUGUGGUAUCCAUCAAAAAGUCCAAAAUCGUGGAGCAGAGUGAGAUCGAUCAAUUUAUAAAUGAGGUUGCCAUCUUGUCUCAAAUUAUUCAUCGCAAUGUGGUGAAACUUUUUGGUUGCUGCCUUGAAUCUGAUGUGCCUUUGCUUGUGUACGAAUUCAUCUCGAAUGGCACACUUUAUGAUCUUCUUCAUGGUGAUUUGAGUACCAGAUGUUUGUUAACAUGGGAAGACCGUACAAGGAUUGCUCUUGAGGCUGCAACUGCUCUUUCUUAUCUCCAUUCGGCAGCUUCAAUCCCAAUCUUCCAUAGAGAUGUGAAAUCAGCCAACAUACUGUUAAAUGAUAGUUUCACUGCAAAGGUUUCAGAUUUUGGUGCUUCAAGAUCCAUUUCUAUUGAUGAGACUCAUGUUGUCACCAUUGUGCAGGGGACAUUUGGGUACUUAGAUCCUGAGUAUUACCAUACAGGACAGUUAAAUGAGAAAAGCGAUGUUUAUAGCUUUGGUGUGAUUCUAGUUGAGCUACUAACAAGGAGGAAAUCAAUUUUUCUCAAUUGCUUGGGUGAAAAACAAAAUUUAUCUCAUUGCUUCCUUCAAAGACUACGAGAUAAAACUACCGCAGAAAUAUUGGAUCCUCAGGUUAUUGAGGAAGCAAGCCAGGGGGAAAUUGAUGAGAUGGCUUCACUUGCAGAGGUAUGUUUAAAGCUUCAACGAGAAGAGAGGCCUACAAUGAGAGAGGUGGAGUUAAGACUGCAGCUCCUACGGGGUAAGAUAACUAAGGGCAAUCGAGGAAAUUUGCAAGUGGACAAUGAAAUUGAGCCAUUUUUAUUGUCCAAGUCCAACUCAAGUUCUCGCGCUCAGUAUAAUCAGCUCGGAGCAAAUUCUGACUCCAUAAAUAAUCAUGAAGCCACUCGAUGCUACACCAUGGAGCAAGAACUUGUUUCUUGGAGUGAUUUACCUCGCUAAAUGUGGAAUGUACUUCUUGUAUAAUUCCGUCAGUGUAAAAACUUUCUUUGGAUUGUACUUUUAGAUUUGUGGUUGUGGAACUGAUCUAGAGGAUGAUGUAGGAACUCUUUUUGAAGUUGAACAAUUCAAUAUUUUCUUGUUAAUUUGAAUAUUUGAUGCUAAGUUA